Messenger RNA from Penicillium paradoxum, 516 nucleotides. RefSeq lists its product as uncharacterized. The transcript has a single exon. The record is from RefSeq and is a predicted model, not a curated record. Lineage: Eukaryota; Fungi; Ascomycota; Eurotiomycetes; Eurotiales; Aspergillaceae. Bases 1 to 516 code for a protein of 171 amino acids.
AUGGCAUCAAAAUUUGUCGAGACCACGGGCAAUUUUGUGGUGCGAUAUUGGCCCAAAUGCAACACUCCUCCCGUCGCCGCACGCUAUCUGAACGCCUCUAGCCACCCCAUCCGGCCCAAGAUCAUUCAUCUCUGCGGGCAUCGUGAUAAGGAAACAUUAUGGUGGCGUGUAUCGGUGACACAACUCCAACAGAGCAAGCGAGUGAUUCGCUCUUGGGCCGCACGCAGGGUGCGAAUCGCUUUUGAGCAGGCGUUGAAGCAGCAAGGGUUGGAUAAACUGGGGAAAGCCCUCGUUUCCGAUCCACCUUUGCAGCAAAAUGAUCUGAAAGGAACCAUGGAAGUCUACAUUCAAAAACCGUGUAUCGCACAGGACUUCGAGGCCAUUCAAAAGGAUGCAAGUCAUUCAAUAUCCUCUCUUUUGGCUCACCUAUCCACACCAAAACCAGCUCCUAGCAAAAAGCCACCAUCGAAAACUGAACAUCGCGGAAAGCUUCGCGAAAAUCUUGAGAAUCCUUGA